Elgaria multicarinata webbii is the source of this 6878-nucleotide messenger RNA. It is a transcript of the gene ESPL1, whose product is annotated as extra spindle pole bodies like 1, separase. The coding region runs from base 1 to 6624 and encodes 2207 amino acids. The record is from RefSeq and is a predicted model, not a curated record. Gene Ontology annotation, cellular component: centrosome; nucleus; cytoplasm. The transcript has 30 exons. Gene Ontology annotation, molecular function: cysteine-type endopeptidase activity. Lineage: Eukaryota; Metazoa; Chordata; Lepidosauria; Squamata; Anguidae. Gene Ontology annotation, biological process: meiotic chromosome separation; proteolysis.
AUGAAGUUCUUCAAAGGUGUGGAUUUUGUGGCUCAGAUCAGCACUCCUGAGGAAACUCUGGCUUUGUUGUUGGAGCUAAAGGAAUGUCUCAUCUGUGGAGCAAAAAAUGCAGAUGGUACAAGUCAGGCCUCCAAACAGAUGACAGCAUGCGACAGAAUCCUACGGGCUUGUAUCCACAGGUUUGGGGAAGGGUUGGACUGCCCUGCUCACUUCAAAAACCUCCAGGACUUAGUCGAGAUGGCCUAUCAUGGUUACGUCGCAGCUAGGCUCCAGUAUGUCCCCCUUUAUUUAGAAAGGUUGCUGUAUCACUUGCUGAGGGCUGUUGCUGCUCAGGGCCCAUCCGAUACCUGCCUGAAGUUUGCUCAUCUCCUUUAUACUGACCUAUUGAAGUACCAGCCUCCCCAGGUGCCUUCCUGUGACUAUGUAUCUAUUGCCAAAAGUGCCUUUAGUUUGCUGUGGAAGAGUACAGAUGCCGUGGGUAAAGCAGACAAGGCUCCUGCAGAGUUCAGAGCUGUGCUCUCCACCCAGCUGCAGGCAGUACGCUUCUUGGUGCUUUUAGAGCCCGACACCCCUACCAAUUUGGUCCAGGAGCCUCCGUUCUUUACCUCCAUGGUAGCCCGGAAUGCGUCUGCUGCAGCUGUUACAUUUGAGGCCCAGCGGAGCCCAUUGAGCGGGGAAGAAGCCUGUUUUCUCAGUGAGGAGUUCUCCCGCCAUCUGGUUGCCGCCCUUUUGGAAAGAAAAGGGGUGAACCAGCCUUUGGCCUUCCAGGACUGCCUCUGUGUCUUUGAGCUCAUGGUCAUCAGGUGUCGUUACCUCUGCAAAAGUGGCUGCUUCAGACAGAGCAAAGAAGUUCUCCAGGAAUCUGCUGGCUACUUGAGAAGGUUCAGUGGCAAGAGCAAUUUGUUCAGUACCACGUUAGGCAUUCUCUCUUCUGGCAUUGAACUGAACCAUUUAUUGGCCUUUGCUGAGAGCUCAGUGGGGGCUUUUUUCACCCAAGUAGCUGAGGCUCUAAACUCAGCUGGCACUCAAGAGCCCCUCCUUAGACUGCUGGCUGAAAGCUGCCAGUUGCUCUUCAUCCCUUUGUACAGACAUGCCACAAAGAGUAAAUGGAGACUCUUUAACUUGCAAGACCUUCUCAGGAUCUCUGACUUCAUGGAAAGUUACUUCAGGCUGCUCAGCAAGCUGCUGCAUGUGGUCCCACCAGAUACUAUGAAACGGCAGCAAGCUCUAACAAAGUUGCUGUAUCACUACUUCCAGUUGUACACAACUGUGGUAUAUGACUCUCUUCAGAUUGUGCAGGGGCCCGAAUCUCCAGGUCUGCCGCAGUUGGUGGUGUGCCUUCAGAGGUUUGUUACCUGGAUGCUGGAUAUGCUAGAAGAUCUUCCUGACAGAGAGCAGGCUGAAUACCUGGAUCUCUCAGCAUACUGUGUGUCCCGGUUGGCCUAUAGCUUCUACUCUCAUAAGAUGUAUGUGGAGUCAAACUCCCUAGUGAAUCUUUUCUGCAGGUGGCUGGGCAAGAAGGACCUCUUCAAAUAUCCAGACUUGCCGACAGAAAAGCUACACAAUUGCUUUAAGCUGCAAGUAGAAAACUACAGGAAGCUUGGCUUGUUAGAGGAGGCUCUCCAGGCCGUGGUACUCUGGCUGGCUUUUUAUCGCAGCAAGAUCACAGAACAGAUGGCAGAGCCAAUCUCCUCCUGGGUCAAUGUCAAAAUGGAUGCCAACAAAAAUGGGGUCGAUGACCUGAGACUAAAGACUCUGAAGGAGGGCCUGGAAGGCUACAGCUUAGAUGCCGAGGUCCUCAUGAAAGUGCUGUGGGAAGAACUGAAGGCCUACAAGGCUGUGCGGGUAGACACCGGCCAAGAGCGCUUCAACGUGAUCUGUGACCUGCUGGACAUCUGUUCGGAAGGCAGCUGUUGGGUUCAUGAGCAGGCUGUGAUCCUGGUGGAGCUGGCACAGGUCCUCUGUUAUCAUGACUACAAUGAGCAGACAGAAUGCUCUGCCCUGGAAUCCGUACGUGAAGCUUUGCGGCUGCUGGACUCUGUGCAGCAGACCCCCCAGAAUGAGGCGCAGCUCCAGGACGACAAGGCCCAAGCUUUCCUCUGGCUCUACAUCUGCACAAUUGAGGACAAACUGCGUGAGAGCAUCAAGCAAGAGCAGAGAACCAGAAACAUCCAGGGGCAAAAAAAUACACGAGCUCUUGAGGGCUUUGAAACCAAUGAUCUGAGCUAUGAGGAUAAGUCCCACGAUGACAAGUUCCUCUAUCUUGGAAUUGCGUUUAACCUGUCUGCAGAUUCUGUCCAGUCAAAGUGUCUGGACGAGGCUCUUGCCUUGUGGAAGCAACUCCUCUCCAAGGAUGGGAUCCCAGCCGUGCGUAGCAUUGAGCAGACAACAGCAUCCCUGCACAUCAUGGCAGCUUUGUACAGAAUGAUGGGAAAGCCACUGCAAGCCAUGGAGAGCUACUUCCUGAUCACAGCUCUCUCCGGCGCACUUCAAGACUCUGUUGGGAAGACCAGCGCUUUGUGCCAAAUUGCCAAGCUACUUCUCCAGCUGGAAUGUCCCAGUUACGCUGAGACCAUCUUAAAGGAGGCUGAAUCCUGCCUGCAACAUGUGGACCAAAAUAAUGACUGCCGCCUGCUGACCAAUCAAACCCUAGCUGUUCUCCAUAGCAAGCUGUGCUUAGCAACCCGCAAGAUUGAAGAAGGCCUUGUCCUACUAGUCGAAACCCUGCAAAACCCAGCAUUGAAAAGGUCCUCGAAGGUCUGGUACCUGCUCCGAGCCAGUGCUCUCCAGUUAACAGCAGCUUACCUUGGUCUACCGCCCUCCAGUCUCCCACUGGCGCUCAGACAAAAGCUCCAUGCUCAAGGAUGGAAGACCCCUGAAAUGGCACUGAGCGAUGCACACAGACUCUACCGCAGCAUCCUCUUGAACUUCUCACUGAUUAGCAGCGAUGCGUCUGCCAAAGAUGUUCCCGAGCAUCAGUUUGUCGAUCAUGGUGAUAACCUGGUGCAGAAGUGGCAGGUGCUGGCUGACAUGUUUGUUUGCUCAGAGAGCUUUGUCUCCCUCCUUGGCAAGAUCGAGAUUGUAAGUGAAGCGAAAGCUUUCUGCCUGGAAACACUCAAAAUCUCCAUGAAGCUGCAGUCAAUUCGAUGGUGUGCUCGCUUUCUGGUCUUAAAGAGUGGCCUGGAACUGCAAUGCAGCAACGUGGAGCUGUGUCGCUCAGACCUUGACCAGGUCCUCUUUCUUCUUGAAUCGGGCACAGUGUUUGAAACGAAAGAGGAAAAAAGCAACGUGAAAAUCAAGCCAAAGAAAGGAGGCCCUAAGGACAAGAAGCCCCGAGGCCUACGCCCAGAGGCUUCCGAAGAAGAACCGCCAUUCUUGAAAGAGUUCUCCCUCGAGUUCGUGGACAUGGUCUCCGUGCAGAAGGAGGCCUCUCUCACCACAUCGCCGGUGCUGAAGCCAAAGCUGAAGAAGCGACCCAGCUUCCUCAGCCACUUGGACAUGUGCUGCUGCUCGCUGUGCUCUGACGUGGUCCUCUCGGCUGUCUGCCUUCGAUGGCUGGUUACCUCUGCCGAGGGGGAGCUGGCCAUCGGGGACAGAGGAGAAGGGCUGCAUCUCCUGGAAUCCAGCCUGCGUCGGUGCUCUGCUGCAGCUCUACGCAUCUCCAGCAUGGUGGCCUGCGUUUCUCAAGGCAAAGGCCAGGAGGCUGUUGUCCCGCAUCAGUCCACAGUUGGGCUCCUUGACGAUCUGGUAGCCCGUAUCUAUGUGAUGCUGGCCAAACAAAGCCUGUGUUCCGGAAGACCAGAGAAGAAGCUCUGGAAACUUCUAGAGACUGGCUUAAACUUCCUUUCUUCCAAAGGGCCUCAGUUGCCUGGACUUGAAUACCAAAGGGCCAGGCUGCUGCUGGCCAAAGCUGUGGCCACCAUCUCUGUCCUGGCCUCCAGUCAAGAUGGCUGUGCAGAAAACAUCUUUUCUAGCGCCUGGUCUUGGAAGUCCCCGUUGUCUCUGCAGGGGAGCCAAGAAAACAUGGAGGAGAAGACGCUCGAUGUGCUUUGUACACUGCCCCUGAAGAACAAGGCACAGAGGCAGGCAGGUGCUGCCUCCAAAGCAAAGUCUAAGAGGAUCCAAGGAACCAAACCCCUGCCUGUGUUAACCCCUAAGGACGUGUUUGCCAUGGCUGACUCCGAUACAGAAGCUCCUCCAUUUGUUCUCCGACCGCCUGUCGAACACCGGACCCCAGCACAGAAAUCCCGUCCGGCCUCCAAGACGGGUCUGUCCUCAGCAGCCAAGGCAAGCCUCGCCCUCAAGGCUCCGUUUGUGGUCCUUGAGGAAUCUUCUCCGAAUGUGAAGACUCAACUUCCAAAGGCUCCCAAAGUGACCAGAAGAAUGAAAUCUCGAAUUAAGGCCUCCUUCAGUGAUGACAGUGACCCUGAAGGUCUUCCAGAAGCUACGCAAGGCUCCCAAUUCCCUGCUGCCCAAGAGCCGGCAACUGCUCCCCGCAGGACAGGCCUUAGGCCAGCUUCUAUCAGAAAGCCGUCAAAGUUGAGUCUGGCUAAAAUGGAGGGGCGCAGCGCUAGCUCUUCAGAUGACUGCUCCCAGGUGGCAAAGGCAAAGCCCCGACACAGAAGGCCGUGUGCCAAAAGAGUUGCUAGGCAAGGAAAACAGCAAGUUCCUUGUAAGGAGAGAACUGGCAAAUCUCAGAAUGAUCUGGGAAAAGAAGAAGAAAACAAGGAGGUUCUGAGGACCAUUGAGGAGGGGUUUGAGGCCAGCUUUGAAGUCUUACGGGUUUCCGAUGAGGAAGAAGCCUUUAAAGGAAGUAGAAAGCAUCCCAAUGCAGAAGACGACCAAGAGGUUCUUCGGCGAGAUGUCAGUGGUGACUUGCAGGAAAUGUUCCUGGCUGCAGAGAAGAGAGGCUCCGAGGACCCUUUCAACUUGCGCACGCUUGCCUCGUCCCUGGACGCGCCUGCCACUAUUGCAGACGUCUUAUCCAUGGACUCUGUCUAUGACUGCCUGCAAGCCGCCUUCCACUCCAUUGCCCACUGCCCUCCGGGUGCCCUCUACAGCCAUCUCUGCCAACUCAUGGCCAUGUGCAUUGGGAGCCAGGAUCCCAUCACUACUGCCUACCUGGUUUCAGAGUCUGUCUCAGUCACUCUUCGUCAUCAGAUAAUGACCGUCAUUCACAAGAAACUCAACAAAAUGAAAAAAGCAUCGGUGGCCAGCACAUCCAAGCAGUUGGAGGCCCUUAGCCUGCAAGAAGGGAAAGCAGAUUCUCGGCUCCAGCACCUCUUGGAGCUUCAGCACCUCUUUGAGUUCAGCUGCCCCAGCCCCACAGAGCUGGUGACGGGGAACUUCAGAGAACAGCUGCAACAAAUCCCUCACGGGGUAACAGUGUGUAUAUUGACCUUGGUGAGCAUCCAGCCAGAAGCUGUUGGGGACAUUCUCUUGCUGACACGGUUGAAGAAAAAUGCUGACCCCGUCACCGUGCAGAUACAGACCGCACACAGCAAGGUGCCCUUAAGCGCAGCGCUCAGUGAGUUUGAUGCCAUCCUGCAAAAACAGAAAGAGAUCUCUAAUUUCACUGAGAAGAAGGAGUGGUGGACCGGCCGGAUUGCCCUGGAUAAGAGAAUGAAGGCUUUAGCCGAGUCCUUGGAGGAGCACGUGCUGGGCUGCUGGAGGGGCGCCCUGCUACCAGCCUGCGAGGACCGAAGCUUGGCCAAGGAGGCCGCCCACCUUUGGACUCAUCUCGGGGCAUGUGGCUGUAAGGAGGUGGAUCUGGCGCUGCUCAAGGCCAUGCUGACUGGGUCACAUCUCUUGACCCCGCAAGACGUGCGGGGUUUGGUGCAGGGGCUCAACCCAGCUCAACCCGAGAGAGCUCUGAACCUGCUGCAGGAGGCAGUGGACAAACUGGGAUCCUGUACUGGUCAGGUGCCAAGUAGCCACUUGGUCCUUGUGCUGGAUAAACACCUGCAGAAGCUCCCCUGGGAAAACAUACCAUGCUUGAGAGAUCAGUCAGUGACCCGGUUACCAUCUCUGCAUUUCCUGCUUAGCUAUUCUCUGACAAAAAAGUAUCGGAAAGAGACGAUCCUCAAUGGUGGUGUCGACAGCAGCAGCACCUUUUAUGUCCUAAACCCCCACACAAACCUUCCCGGGACGGAGAAGGUGUUCAAAGACUGGUUUCAGAGUGAGCCUGGGUGGACAGGAGUGGUGGGAGAGACCCCCAGCGCAGAUCAAGUACCACUGGCCCUUGAAGAACGUGAUCUCUACAUCUACGCUGGGCAUGGUGCAGGCGCCCGUUUCGUGGACUCCAUCCUUAAGGUGGACUGCAGGGCGGUGGCUCUUCUUUUCGGCUGCAGCAGCGCUGCCCUAGCAGUGCAAGGCAACCUGGAGGGAACUGGUGCUGUCCUCAGGUUCAUCAUGGCAGGAUGUCCCCUGGUGCUGGGUAACCUCUGGGAUGUGACUGACCGAGACAUCGAUCGCUACAUGGAGGCACUUCUGAAGAGUUGGCUCAAGGCAGGGUCCAGAGCUCCACUGCUCCAAUAUGUCAUUCAGGCCCGCCAGGCUCCCAGACUCAGAUACAUGAUUGGUGCUGCCCCUAUAGCCUAUGGCUUACCAGUGUCUCUGCAGUAGACAACAUGACAAGAGCAUGACAUCUGGUUUAGGGUGGGAGGGAUUUGACUUGGAUGAUUUUUUCAUGGACUCUGAACUGCCUUUAAUGCAAACUGCUCUUGUGGGGGGGGAGAGGAUAAAAUAUUUGGCCUAUGGAAGCUGGUUUGGUCACUAAUUGGUGCCUUACCUUGUCUUGAGGAGUCUGUGUUGCAUUUAUGGGGGGACAUUCCUAUCUAAGUUUCUGGGUUGGUUUUUUAAAAAUAUCAUUUGCGCAA